GCCAUGGUAGCCGUCUACAAGUCAUCACCAACCAAGGAGGAGAUCGUCCUGAGCCUGAAGGAGACACAACCCAAGUCCCGGCACAGAAGUGACUCUGUGAUAUAUGUCAAUGACGGUGAGAAUGUUAUCCACCUGAGCAGGUCGGUUGUGGAUGAGUACCGCAAAAAAACAAACUAUUUUGGACCGUUAAAGGCUGCUGUGGAGAAAGCCAAGCUAGUGCAGGACGGAGAGGAGAAGGAGGUACUGAGGACUAAGCUAAUGCAAGUCAAGUUUGUGAUGCGGGAUGGUGCCGGGCAGGAGCUGAGUGGUGCAGAGAUGGUCAAGGCCAUGGCAAAAAUCCCUGGUAUUAUCCCACCCUGUGACCCAGGUAGCAUUAGCGAUGGCACUGAUGCCUGUCCACCAUCUCCCAGUAACAAGGAGGAAGUUGUGACAAUCAGUUUUGGUGCAAAUGACCAAGUGGACAUCCCCAGGAGUGCCAUUGAGCAGUACCGUGCACUCUCCAAGGUCACAGAGCCCCUCACAGCUAAGAAGGAAAAGUCUUUUCGGGAGGAGAAUGGUAGAAAGGUCCCCAUCACUGUGAUAAGCUUGUAUCCAGACAAGGAGAGUGUGCCUGUUUCCCCAGUGCAAGGAGAGUCGAUGCAGCAAGUAGAGGAGCAGCCAGCCAAGCCGCGACGAGGAAGACCAGCGGGGCGAGGUAGGAGGGUGCUUCGGGGCAGGAAGAGAGUCCUUCCAGGUUCUUCACACACCAAACCUCUUGUUGACCCCCAGAGAAUCUUCAAGAGAGAGACCCCAGAGGAGCCCCAAAACACAUCCUCAAACAGUGAAGCUGAAGAUGGCGGUAUCAGCGAGCUAGGCUUUGACAGUGGCAUUGUGAUUGUACAGACACCAGGACAUGAAGUGAUGGCAACAGAAGAAGAAUUUGUUGGAAAUGGGGUCACGGAGGUGGCCCUGUUGCCACUGCAGCUGCAGUCAGCACCCAAAGAUAUGGCAGCUGAGUUGACGUCACAGCAGGCAUGGAAAUACCUCACUGAAUAUGCCUCAGAGGAUGAUGCGGUACAAGGUCUCGUCACACAAUUUAACAAUGAGAGCUGGCUGGAGGUGAAACGUAUGUCAGACUUCUUCCACUGUGAUGGUGAGGUUAUGACAGACAUCUCAUUCAAGGCUGUGUAUAGGAAGGAUGACACACGCGUCAGUUAUUAUCUUCGGGGUUUCAGUAAACUCCUGAAGACUGGGGAGCUAACCUCAGCAAAUGCUAUCAAUCACUUGUUUCGAUGCCUAUCCCCAGACCGCAAACUUUGCCUCGGUCUAAAACCAUCUCUCUUCGAGACACACUUGGAAAGCCAUGACCACCUCAGGCACCUCUUCAAGCAGAAAGGCCACAUUAUCUCCACCCCGUUUGAAAGCCUGUUCUCGAAAGAGUGUAAAGGCAUUGUGGUGGUGAAUGGCAAUCCCACCUCUUCCACGUUCACCCGGGGAUCCAAAACAAUUGUUGGAGUCCAAGUCCUGUGCAGGGAGUGUGCGGCGCUUAGCAAGCAGAUGAAUCAGCUACUCAAGGGAUACACCCAAAAUGGGUCCAUGACCAGGAAUGAGCUGCUCGGUGAGAAGUCAAUGCAGGAGAGGUACAACAACCAACUCCUGAAGCAGCCCCUCAGAAGCAAAGGCCCAGCAUUGAACAGCAAGGAAAUUCGACACAUCUUCUCCCAGAAUGUAUCAGAGAUCAUCUCAAGCCCCUCAGUGUCAGCCAUCAGUUUCGAACAGGAUGACCUAGAUCCUUAUGAGGAGCUUCCGGUGGCAAAGUGCAAGCGCAAGGUGGCGUCCCGGAGAGGAGGGGACUUUGAGGGGGAGGAGGAUCAUGUGAGGCCAAGCAUAGGGGUCUCGGAGGAGGAAUUCGUGAGGAUGAUAGACCUGUGCCCUCCUGCGCCGGGCAUCCUGACGAGGUCCAUUGUUAAGAGAUGCAAUGUGUGCCAGUUCCGGGCACCUACUAUGCUUGCCUUGUUCAGCCACAUGCAGGGCCACAUGGGUGCUUUGAAGGAGAAGUGCGGGGAAUGUAAUGUCCAGCUGUCCAGCAAGGAGGCCAUGGAAAUUCAUAAAAAACAGAUGCAUUCACAGCGCUCACCUGUGUGUACAAUAUGCCAGCUUGAUUUCACAACCAAAGACCAGUUGUUUGAUCACAUGAACAAGCAUCGAAAUCAUCAUCCAUUUGAAUGUCCCAUGUGCGACCACAAGUUAACAAAUAUGGAUGCUUAUAAAAAACAUGUGAGACUGACUCAUAAGGUGAAGUCAGUGCGAGACUUAAAAUUUUCAUGCAAGACGUGCAACAUUCACUUUUAUACUCGUGACCACUUGCUUCUACACCGUGUCAACCAGAACCACGAGGAUGUGGACGCGUUCUCCUGUAAGGCUUGCUCUUUCAGCAGCACAACAGCGAACGAAUUUCGCAGCCACAUCUGGGAGCACUCCGAGGAGGAGCGGGAGAGUGCCAACAUCGCCAUCUGCCCCCACUGCUACAAGGUGUUUUUCUCGGCCUUCAAGCUCACGUUCCACUUGGAGACGAAGCACCCUCCGCAGGGGAAGGAAGCGGAGGCGCAGCCCCAGCCCAAGCUUGAGCCGGAUGCCAGCGAGCCGCCCAGGAAGAAGAAGAACAAGGGGCCGUAUUUGCGCUACCUGAGAGCCAACGAGAAGUAUGAGUGCCGCAAGUGCCGCAGGAGAUUCAAGACCCAUGAGACGCUGGAGAACCACGAGAAGUUUUCGCACGGGGAGAAAAAGGUUGCCAAGUCAGAAUGCCAGUGCACGCUAUGUGGACGGCGGUUCAAUGCAUUACGGAGGCUGGCGAACCACAUGAAGAUUCACUCUGGGAACCGGCCUGUGUUCCAGUGCGAAGAGUGCGGCCAGAUCUAUGGCAAGAAGACGCAGGUACUCGAGCACAUCCGUACCGAUCACGCCGAGCAGGUCCAGAGGCAUCAGCAGCAGCAGGAGCUCCUGCAGAACAACCAGCUGGAAGAGCAGGCGCUGGUGGACAUCACGGAGCAGCCCCAGCACGUGACACUCGAGGGGGGCGCGUCUACCGCGUGGAGUCCCAUCAAGAGCCCCUUCAAGGUGCCGACGGUGGAGCAGACGCAGGAGGCCGUCUACAGUUUGUUGCAGUUGACCGACUUUUGAAUAUUGUUUGUUUGUCGUAUUUUGUAUGUUAUUACCAAAGAGCACUUUUAUCGGCUGGAUGAGUCCAUCUGAAAUUGUGAUUGUUGUUAUAAAAUGUCUAUUUAUUCAGAGAAGACAAUAAAGUGAGGAAGUGAACGAACUAUGAUCUGUAACCAGUGAUGUCUCAAAUCUUUACUCAAAGAUUGAAAUGUGAUAUUUUUAUAGGUACCAGUUUAUAUUGAAUAAUUAAGUUUUUUAUUUAAUUAUAAAAAAAUGAUAAUUCAUACCA
Molecule: messenger RNA, 3427 nt
Organism: Penaeus indicus
Lineage: Eukaryota; Metazoa; Arthropoda; Malacostraca; Decapoda; Penaeidae
Exons: 2
Coding region: 4-3159 (1051 amino acids)
Biological process (GO): regulation of gene expression
Cellular component (GO): nucleus
Source: RefSeq, a predicted model, not a curated record